AUGAAGUUCCCCGGCUUGAAAUUGCUAGCUAUCAUUACUGCCCUGGAACUGAGGGCCGAAGCGUACGGUGAAGGUUUCUCUCUGGAUGGCGCCCGGGCCAUGGUACCGCGUCAGCCGACCGGGGACGAUAUGCCUGCCGAUCUCGUCGACGACGAUCUGCUCGACGGGAUGGAGGCCGAUCCCGAAGGAAUAAUAGAGGCCGAUCCCGAAGGAAUAAUAGAGGCCGAUCCCGAAGGAAUAACAGAGGCCGAAGGAAAUUCUAACAAGUACACUGAUGACAUCAAUACCAGUAAAAUAGACAACAACGACAUCGUCAGUGUCACUAUCAUCACCGACGUUCCGGCAGAAGUUGAUGCUAGUGCCACACAGCAACACGACGCCUUAGUUGAGCAACAGGGCGAAGAGACAGCCGAGCAACAGGGCGAAGAGACGGCCGAGCAACAAGGCGAAGAGACAGCCGAGCAACAGGGCGACUCAGAAGUGGUACUUGCGCAGGCAGGGGAAUCGGAGGCACCCGCCGCGGAAAUGGAGACUGACACUGCGACUGAAGUGGAUGAGGCAGGUGCACCCGUCGACAACAUCGCAGGUCAGGGCGUGCCCGACAAUGAGGCGACCGUCUCGAGCGACGCAAAUCUGGACCCGGAGAUGGUGAGUCCAGCUGACUUCGGGGUGGAUGUGGAGGUUGUCGAAGGUCAAGCUGCGGGAGGGGCUGAGGAGGCUGUCGAAGGUCAAGCUGCGGUGGGAGGGGCUGAGGAAGCUGUCGAAGGUCAAGCUGUGGUGGGAGGGGCUGAGGAGGCUGUCGAAGGUC
Messenger RNA from Gregarina niphandrodes, 808 nucleotides. RefSeq lists its product as hypothetical. The transcript has a single exon. Lineage: Eukaryota; Apicomplexa; Conoidasida; Eugregarinorida; Gregarinidae. The annotation marks the transcript as partial. The record is from RefSeq and is a predicted model, not a curated record.